CAGCUGACUUCAUGCCCAUCGGUGACAACAUUACCGGAGAUGCAACAACGAGGACUAAAAGAUGUCAAGCGCUGAUGUCCCUGUAUUACUCACCGCGGUGCUCCCUCUACCCUUACUUCUGCUACGACCCUUGCGCACAGUGGCAACACUUCUCUCUUCCUCUAGAUUGGCUUUAUAGUCCAACAACAUCAUUUCCUUAUCCUCCCACAACUUGGUCGACCGUUCCACCAAUUACACGUAUCUACCCGACUACUUGGCCAACCAUUCCACCAAUUACACGUCCCUACCCGACUACUUGGCCAACCAUUCCACCAAUUACACGUUCCUCCCCGACUACAUGGCCAACCAUUCCACCAAUAACACGUCCCUACCCGACUACUUGGCCAACCAUUCCACCAAUUACACGUUCCUCCCCGACUACUUGGCCAACCAUUCCACCAAUAACACGUCCCUACCCGACUACUUGGCCAACCAUUCCACCAAUUACACGUUCCUCCCCGACUACUUGGCCAACCAUUCCACCAAUUACACGUCCCUACCCGACUACUUGGCCAACCAUUCCACCAAUUACACGUCCCUACCCGACUACUUGGCCAACCAUUCCACCAAUAACACGUCCCUACCCGACUACUUGGCCAACCAUUCCACCAAUUACACGUCCCUACCCGACUACUUGGCCAACCAUUCCACCAAUUACACGUUCCUCCCCGACUACUUGGCCAACAAUUCCACCAAUAACACGUCCCUACCCGACUACUUGGCCAACCAUUCCACCAAUUACACGUCCCUACCCGACUACUUGGCCAACCAUUCCACCAAUUACACGUCCCUACCCGACUACUUGGCCAACCAUUCCACCAAUUACACGUCCCUACCCGACUACUUGGCCAACCAUUCCACCAAUUACACGUCCCUACCCGACUACUUGGCCAACCAUUCCACCAAUUACACGUUCCUCCCCGACUACUUGGCCAACCAUUCCACCAAUUACACGUAUCUACCCGACUACUUGGCCAACCAUUCCACCAAUUACACGUCCCUACCCGACUACUUGGCCAACCAUUCCACCAAUUACACGUUCCUCCCCGACUACUUGGCCAACCAUUCCACCAAUUACACGUAUCUACCCGACUACUUGGCCAACCAUUCCACCAAUUACACGCACCUACCCGACUACUUGGCCAACCAUUCCACCAAUUGCACGCACCUACCUGACUACUUGGCCAACCAUUCCACCAAUUACACGUAUCUACCCGACUACUUGGCCAACCAUUCCACCAAUUACACGCAUCUACCCGACUACUUGGCCAACCAUUCCACCAAUUACACGCACCUACCCGACUACUUGGCCAACCAUUCCACCCAUAACACGUCUCUCCACACUGUUUCUAACAAAACCUUUAGAACCAACCAGACCAAUUCCACCUUCAACACCUUCGUGGACCAGGCCUCCAUACACUCCAAUACUGCCAACAAAACCUCCCAAAACAUCCCGACCAAUUAUACAUUCUACACCUUCCUGGACCAGGCCUCCAUACACUCCAAUACUGCCAACAAAACCUCCCAAAACAUCCCGACCAAUUAUACAUUCUACACCUUCCUGGACCAGGCCUCCAUACACUCCAAUACUGCCAACAAAACCUCCCAAAACAUCCCGACCAAUUAUACAUUCUACACCUUCCUGGACCAGGCCGCCAUACACUCCAAUACUGCCAACAAAACCUCCCAAAACAUCCCGACCAAUUAUACAUUCUACACCUUCCUGGACCAGGCCUCCAUACACUCCAAUACUGCCAACAAAACCUCCCAAAACAACCCGACCAAUUCCACCUUCAACACCUUCCUGGACCAGACCAAUAUACACUCCACUGUGGCAAAUAAAGCCUGUACAACCAACACGACCCUUUCAAGAUACAAUGCCUCCUUGGACUAGACCCACAUACACUUCAAUAUCGCCAACUGAUCCUCAAAAAUCGCUCAUUAAGCCUCCACAUACCGCAGAAUUACUCACAAACCCAAAAUCUAUACCGGAGUGGUUACAUCCUUCGUACACUGGAGAUUUAUCAGCAAAUCCUGGAAAAUCAACACAAAACUGGGGUACUCUACUCCCGGCAACACCAGCUCCACCCACAAGCACCAGUGCCGCCCCCGUCGUCAAGCGAGGAUGCAACCAAAUAUGUUUGGGGAAAGACAAGAUAUACCAGUGCUGUGGAGACGCACCAUCGCGACCUGCCAUGGGAGAGUGCCCAUCCAAGUCUACUGGGUGCCCAGAAGAAGCUGUGGCGCCCACUUUCCCUCGCCAGGUCAGUGGUCGAAGGUGUAUGAUAGACAACCAGUGUGGUGUGGGGGAGAGGUGUUGCUACGACGCCUGUCUCCAGGAGUUCCUCUGCUCGAACCUCACCCGUGGUACCAACCAUCAACUCAAGAUCCACGAUGACAACAACCUCGUUCUCAAGAACAACGAUGGUAACAAUCACGAUGGCAACAACCUCGUUCUCAAGAACAACGAUGGCAACAACCUCGUUCUCAAGAACAACGAUGGCAACAACCUCGUUCUCAAGAACAACGAUGGUAAUAACUACGUUGUCAAGCACCACUAUGGCAACAACCACGAGGACAACUACAUCUAUGACAGCAACCAAGAUGGCAACAACCACAAUCAAAUCCAUCUCUAUAGUUACUAUGUCAACAUCAUUUCCUAGGCUUGAUUUCAAGUACUGUUAAAUCAAGAUGGGAUUUUUUAUAGCAUAGCAGUUUGAAAUGACUACCACAACCACCACCACUACCACAAUUAAUCCUUACUCAUAUAAUUGAAAUUAUCUUAAUUGGGUGGUCAUGACAUUUAUAAAAACUAAAUAAAAGUGUUGCAAUCAA
This is a messenger RNA of Procambarus clarkii (red swamp crayfish), 2874 nucleotides long. RefSeq lists its product as uncharacterized. The record is from RefSeq and is a predicted model, not a curated record. Lineage: Eukaryota; Metazoa; Arthropoda; Malacostraca; Decapoda; Cambaridae.